ACGAUGUUUACACAUUUAUGAAAGUAUUAAUUUACCAAUGUAUGUGCAUUUGUUCAUGCUGUGUCAGAUUAAUAAAUAUCUUUUGAAAAAACAAGAACGUGCCCCAGUGCACACGCCUCGAGCUAAAGAGGAGAUUUUUUUGUUUGUUUGUUUUAUUUAUUUUUCAUAUAAAACAAAACCCCUGUCGCUUUAAGGACGGAGGAGGGCGGAAACGAUUCCAGGGCCGUGUUCAUUUAAAUGUCUUUUCUGCAGAGCGGUGUUGACGCGAGGUUCAGAGAGCUAUCAGAAGCAGCAUGCAAAUGCAUGAGAUCGGCUUUCAUAUGGGGAAAACCGUCCAAAACUUCCUGGGGACCGGAACCGUGUUUGUCGUUUAAUUAUAUAUAUAUUUUUAUUUCGCUCUGUUUUUUUUGUUUUUUUAAGGGCAAUUCAAUAUGGAUUUGCACAUUUUGGAUCAUAGACUGAGAGUGACUAGCAUCUGCAAGGAAGGUUUGGUGCAUUUCACGCACUCGCUGAUCAAACUCAUGUUCCUCCGGAACAGAACGAGGUGUAAAUUCUUCAGCCUGACCGAGACCCCAGACAAUUACACAGUGGUAUUGGACGAGGAAGGAUUUCAAGAGCUGCCCUCGUCGGAACAUCUGCAGGUGGAAGGCGCCACCUGGCUGCCACUCAAUGUGGUCUCCAAUGGUAACGCCUCCAGCAGCUCCCAGGCCGUGGGGGUCACCAAGAUAGCCAAGUCCGUCAUCGCUCCGCUGGCAGAGCAGCACGUCUCGGUCUUCAUGCUCUCCACCUACCAGACUGACUUCAUCCUGGUCCGUGAGAAGGACCUGCCUGUGGUCAUCCACACUCUGGAGGAGGAGUUCAAUAUUUACCGGGAGGAAGGGGGUGAGCCCGUCCCGGUGCACAGCAAGGACAUGCAGAACGGCUUCCACAAGAACGGGAAGGAAGUGAAGCUGACUGUGCACCCGGUCCUGAGCCCACAGAACCAGUUCUGUGUGAUGAGUUUGGACCCAGACACCCUGCCUGCAAUAGCCACCACCCUCAUUGAUGUGCUUUUCUACUCAAACAGCUCUGUGAAGGACGAGGCCCCUCCCACUCAGGGGCUGGACUGUAUCAAGUUUUUCUCCUUCUCUCUGAUUGAUGGCUACAUCUCCAUCGUCAUGGAUACCGAAACGCAGAGACGGUUUCCCACCAAUCUGUUGUUUACCAGUUCCUCUGGUGAGCUCUGGAGAAUGGUGCGCAUUGGAGGACAGCCGCUAGGCUUCGACGAGUGUGGGAUUGUUGCUCAGAUCUCCCAGCCCCUGGCAGAGGCAGACAUUUCUGCCUAUUACAUCAGCACCUUUAGCUUCGACCACGCCCUGGUUCCUGAGGAGGAUAUCAGCAGUGUGAUCUCCAUGCUACAGCAGCAGAGACUGGAGGUUGUGAGCUGACUAGUUCCCACACACAGAG
Molecule: messenger RNA, 1446 nt
Organism: Polyodon spathula (Mississippi paddlefish)
Lineage: Eukaryota; Metazoa; Chordata; Actinopteri; Acipenseriformes; Polyodontidae
Product: cytosolic arginine sensor for mTORC1 subunit 1-like
Exons: 9
Coding region: 432-1427 (331 amino acids)
Biological process (GO): cellular response to L-arginine; negative regulation of TORC1 signaling
Cellular component (GO): cytosol
Molecular function (GO): arginine binding
Source: RefSeq, a predicted model, not a curated record